Messenger RNA from Procambarus clarkii (red swamp crayfish), 918 nucleotides. The record is from RefSeq and is a predicted model, not a curated record. Lineage: Eukaryota; Metazoa; Arthropoda; Malacostraca; Decapoda; Cambaridae.
AUUACCACCACCAGUACAACACCGACCACUACCACCACCAGUACAACUCCGAUCACCACCAUCACCAGCACUUCGUCUUCCAAUACUACUACAACUGCUAUAACGACAACCACUACCACAAGCAGUAAAUCGACCACAACUACCACCACCACUACUGAACCAGCCACCACAACAAAACCGAAACAUUGCCAAUUCAUCCACGACAAGGAAAGACAUCUAUCUGGUUUUGAGAUGAAAUGCAAAACAAAAUGUUUUCCCCAAGAGAUGGCAACCAUUUUAUGUAAACACAAAUAUUCUACAUCAGCCUGCACCCCAGGAUGUGCCUGCUGCAUUGAGAAACAUCAUGAGACAACGAUAACCACAGCACCUACAACCUUAACUGUAACUACGAGAACUUCUACCAGCACUACAUCAACUACCACUACCACCACCAGUACAUCACCGACCACUACCAUCACCAGUACAACACCGACCACUACCACCACCAGUAUAACACCAACCAAUACCAUCACCAGUACAACACCAGCCACUACCACCACCAGUACAACACCAGACACUACCACCACCAGUACAACACCCACUACUACCACCACUAGUACAACACCCGCCACUACCACUACCAGUACAACACUGGCCACUACCACCACCAGUACAUCAACCACUACCACCACCAGUACAACACCCACCACUACCACCACCAGUACAACACCAACCACUACCACCACCAGUACAACACCAACCACUACCAUCACCAGUACAACACCAGCCACUACCACCACUAGUACAACACCCACUACUACCACCACUAGUACAACACCUGCCACUACCACUACCAGUACAACACCGGCCACUACUACCACCAGUACAACACCGACCACUACCACCACCAGUACAACACCGUCCAUUACCACCACCAGU